AUGAUAACCAGUCCCUUUUUGUUGGCAGAAGACGAGGAGCAACAGGAGGAAGAUGAACCGCUUGCUGAGGAGCAAUUGGAAGACGAGAGACCUCUUGAGCGUCCAGAAGUCGUGAUAGAAGAAGAAGAAGAAGAAGAAGAAGAAGAAGAAGAAGAAGAAGAAGUUGAAGAAGAAGCAGAUCUGGAGGACGAGGCUGAGCCAGAACCUGCAGGGCCACCAACGAGGUUCAGCUGCAUUGCUGAAAAGCUCUUUAAGAAAGUCAAGCCCCAGAAAGAGAAUCGCGCCACUUCGAUCUUCGACCGGCAAGCUGGCGCGCGGAGCCUUGAAUUUGGGGACGGCUUCGAUUCUCAGCCAACUCCGGGUCCUUCCACUAAGGACAAGGGCAAGCAACGCGCACAGCCUUCAUCAAACAGGAAACGGUCACGGCCAGCGGAAGUAGAGUCUGAAUCCGAGGACGAUGCAUUUGAGACUGAAGAUCGUACCGCCCGGGUCCAAGAGCGUCGUCAAAAAGCACCAGUUGCGAAGAAAGUCCGCAUCGAUCCUACAUCAUCUGCCGCGCCCACAAGUCACCAACCUCGGCCGCGAUCUGAAGUUGACGACGACGUUCUUAGACUGCCCAGGCGAAGACCCACUCAGGAUGAGUCUAUUUCUGAAAACGAAGCGCCUGAUAUGACAGAAGAAGCACCACCUUCCACUUACCAGGCUCAACGCAAACUUGCAAAGCAGAACAUCGCUGCGCCAACCCUUGCUCGCCGGAAUGAGAGGAAACAACGUACGGACUGGACGACUGAGGAAGAAGAUGCUUUUGCACAGUACAUGAGCUUGUUUCCUGCGAAGUACUCUGCUAUAUUGAGACAUGAUGCCGAUCAUGGAUACAAUUUGCUGCAGGAGCGCACGCAGGUCAAUCUCAAGGAUAAGGCGAGGACUAUGGCGAUCAACAUGAUUAAAUCUGGCACCGGACUCAUGACUGGCUUCGAGGACAUAGUGAAGCCUAGCAGCGUUCAUGGGCAGGCACUGCUCGCACAGGGGUUCACAUGGUAA
Molecule: messenger RNA, 1041 nt
Organism: Parastagonospora nodorum SN15
Lineage: Eukaryota; Fungi; Ascomycota; Dothideomycetes; Pleosporales; Phaeosphaeriaceae
Exons: 2
Coding region: 1-1041 (346 amino acids)
Source: RefSeq, a predicted model, not a curated record